This is a messenger RNA of Ustilago hordei, 3339 nucleotides long. RefSeq lists its product as uncharacterized. The coding region runs from base 1 to 3339 and encodes 1112 amino acids. Gene Ontology annotation, cellular component: nucleus. The record is from RefSeq and is a predicted model, not a curated record. The transcript has a single exon. Gene Ontology annotation, molecular function: protein heterodimerization activity. NCBI's taxonomy places the organism in Eukaryota, Fungi, Basidiomycota, Ustilaginomycetes, Ustilaginales, Ustilaginaceae.
AUGAGCUGCAACACCGCCAACGACGAUCAAGACAAUCGCGAUCCCCGUUCCACCUCCACUCCUCGUCUCUCUGCCGUCGACGGAGACGCUACCAGCUUGUUCGAAUACAUCAUCCGCGACAAAGUAUGGGGUGCCAAUUUGGAUCCUCCCGAAUCAGCUAAAAACGUCAUCAAACCAUGGCAUGAACGUCUCUCCGCCGACCCCUCCACUCAGUCCAAUGUCGAUGAUCAGCUCGCCAUCACCGUUCCUUUCACCUGUCCUGUUCGGUUGAAGUCGAUGUUGAUCAAUACGGGCACUGGCGACUUUGCUCCCACACGAUGCCGCGCUUUCGUCAACCGACCGGAUGGCAUCGAUUUCGAUCAAGUGGAGCAGGCUACAGCAGACGAUCAUCCGGCCAACCUCUCGCCUCGUGCUAGUGCAGCUACACUGGGAGGAGUAGCAAGUGGAAGGGCGCAGGCCGACUUUGCCUUGUUGAGCGGCCAGCAAGGUGUGGUUGAGUAUCCAGUCAGCGUGGCACGCUUCUCGCACACCAACAGCAUCACUAUCGUCCUUUCCCACUCGAACGCUACGACAUUGUCGCGCUUCUUCUACCUAGGUUUCAGAGGCACCGCACUCCUACCCAAAACCGAGCCGGCAGAGAGACUCGACAUCCGUGCUGCCAACUCAGCCGAUCGUCCUGUCGAUGCGUUGCGUGAGAAACGCGGUGCGAGCCAAGGACUGGCUGGUGGUAGUAACAGAGGAACGCCGACGCGGUCAACCCGCUAUGUUGUCAGCGACCACGAAGCGGCUCACCGUAUUGCACGCAUGGCCGAAGGUGGAGAGAGCACUCCACGUCGAUCACCAAGGAGUAAAACAACUUCCACAUCCUCGGCAGCUCAGCAGACCGAAUCACCGACGACUACACCGCCGCGCAAACGCAAAGCGCCGCCUUCUCAACCAGACGAUGCGGACGACACCAAGACUACACCUCAUGCUUCUCGCAGUCCAGCCAAAACGCGCACUCCUGCUGCCAAUCCGACUACUACUUCGCCCACACCUCGAACUGCGCCGCAAACACGUCACCGGCCAUCCGCAACAGCCGAUGCUCAGUCUUCUUCGCAAGGUCAAUCCCAAGCAACAUCAUCUUCGUCAGCAGCAGCAAGUGACCCUUCACGUCGCAGAUCACUUUCACAGCCACCUCCCAACGAUGUUCUGAUGCGACAACUCCAAGCGAGCUCCAUGACUCCCUCUGUCAAGUAUGCUGCUGCUCAACGUCAGACCCGCACUCCAUCCCAAACCGCUUCGGCUUCGACCAUAACUCCUGGCCGACGCAUCCUUGGUACACCAAGACGCACCGUCCCUGGCUCAGCCUCAGCCUCUGCUAGCAACCCUUUCACCGGCGGCACCGCAGGUCCAUCCACAUCAAACCACCAACAACAAGGCAUGCAAACCCCAGCAACCGACAAAAGACGUAAACGCAACGAUGCGCUCCUCGCCAGUGCUCAACGUUCCCGCGAACGCCGUUCUGCCUCCCGCAAAUCCCUCCUCUGGGGCGGUAUCGGUGGAUGGGCAGGUGGUAGGGAAGAAUCUCCCAUGGAUUUGCUGCGUCGACUUGCACGUGCACCCGGCUUCAUCGCCCCACCUACUCCCUCAGAGGACUCAAUUGCUAUGCCUCCUCCUACCGCUCGUCCAGGCCGAACGAGCACUGCGAGUAGCACCGCCGAUGCUUCCACCUCCCGCAACACUCGCGGUGCAAGGGACAGCGCAGCUAGCAGCGCCUCCCGCGCAACAAUGCUCGUUCCUGGUGAAUCCGUUCCUGGCGAUCUCACACGCGACUCUAACCUUUCUGAUUCGCUCAACGACCACAAUGAUUCACUAGUGUCGCACACUGGAGAUGAGAGUGUCGACGAUCGUUCACCUUCACGCCUUUCUGAUAUUGGAGUUCCUCGUCGUGCGUCUGGUGUCGGUUUAGUGAGGGGUGGCAUUUUCGCUGCGAUGGCAGACCGGCCUAAAACCUCUCGCAUUUCCACCGGCUCUCGAGUGUCAUUUGCGGAUCACGCAAUCUCUCCCGAUUCGAUGCGGUUUGAUGAUGUGUCCAGUCGACGAGAAGAUGAGUUGGAACGCUCUCUUCAGGGUCAGCAAUCUGGUUUUAUCUCUGCUUCGGGAAUCGAUCUUGCAACAGCAAAAGCUAUCAGGCGAUUGGACGAUUUAACGAGGCAAAGUUUCUUUAGCCAAGAUGGACAGCUCCAGUUCGACGACGACGAGGAAGAGGAUGAAUCGGUUUUGGAACAAACAAGAAAAAGUACCGGUCGAAGCAUGUCUGAACCACUCGACGGUGGUGAGUCAUCUGUUGUUAUGCACAAUGAUCUGAUGCCAGAAGCACAGAGUGAAGAAGAAGAAGAGGUUUCUGAUUCACUGCCACUCGAUCCUGCCGCCGCCGCCGCCGCAGCCUCCGAUGAUGGCGAAGAAGAACUCGCACGUCGCAUACCAGCAGAUGAUUCACGCAAUGUCUCCGACCUCCGUGACACAUCUCUCCCUACCGCUGGCGACAUUAAUGACGAUAGCCAUGUAUCGCGUGUUAGUUUCGCAGAACAAGACCAAGUAUCGUUUCAACCAGACGAUCCCUACUCCUCCUCUGAAGGAGAACAAUACGGUCUCGACAACGACGAGGAAGAAUCCGAUAUCGAAAACCAAGAUCCCUCUGCCCGACGUCUUGAUCUGCUCGACCCGAAAGAUCUUACUUCUCUACUCAAACGUCGAAUCGUAAAGAAGCGAAAAUCUCGAAUCUCGCCUAUCACAGGAAACCCGUUGCCUCCCCUACCAACUUCCGUAAUGAGAGAUAUAUUUUCUUCUUUCCUCACACCCUCUACCUCGACCCCCUCGCUACUCUCCCCUUCCAGUUCCGGACCAAAAAAAGCGAAACUGGAUAGCUCGGUGAUAGAUGAGCUGGAUAGUGCGGUGCAUGAUUUCUUCGCAGACUUGACUUCCUCCCUUCUCUCCCAAUCCAAAACCCGCACAGCAAGAAAAAGCGGUGAGGGGGGUACGAUCACAGAAGCUGACGUGGUAGCAGUACUUAAAAGGCAGGGUAGGGUGACACAGAGAAUGGACGCUAGCAGUUUAGCACAUAAGAUGUUGCCAAGAGAAUUGACAGAUCAAAUGGAGCUGGGCAGAUGGGCAAAAACGGGAGCCGUACAGACUACACUUGGGUUCGGUGGGUCGGGUGGUGCCAGACAAGGGGGAAAAGCAGGGAGGAAAGGUGCGGAUAGCAGUGUGGGGACUACUGCUGCUAGUAGUGUGAUGCUUGAUAAUGAGGAUAGUGGCAGCUUUAGUACGAGUGGCAGUGGCAGUGGCAGUUCGUAA